UCUUCAGAAAGUGGCUUUAUCUGUCUUCUUCUUCUUGUGCCAUAUCUGUCAUCAGACGUUAGUGAUCAUGUUGGAGAUCCUAUUUUUAUCAACAACCUCAAAAGUGCUAUUGAGUUUUGUCCAAACCAGUCCCUUAGAUUUUGAAGCCAUAUUUUCUUCUGCCUGGACCUCGUUUGCCUUCAAUCUUUCCUUGAAGGAUUAAGUGAAGUAUGCCAUAUUUUUCUGGGUGUCGCAUCACAUGUCCAAAAUAUUCUAACUGUCCCUUUUUUAUGGUUUUGAUUAUUUCCUUUGGCUUUCCCAGGCGGCUUAUCACCACCUCAUUUCUGAUUUUGUCAACCCAACGUAUACAUAACAGCCGCCCAUAAAUUCACAUUUCAAAUGCUUCUAGACUCUUCAAGUGACUUUCUGUCAGAGACCAACUCUCCACUCCGUAGGGCAGGAUAGAAAAGAUGUAACAUCUGACAAGCCUGCUUUUCAAUCUUAGGCUUGUGUCGUGACUGCUGAAGACCUUUUUCAUUUUGAAGAAUGCUGUUUGAGCUUUCUGUAUCCUUGUUUUUACUUCAAUGGUCAUGUUCCAGCUUUAUCUGUAGGUCUCCUCAAAAAAAUAUAAAGACAUUCCAAGCCAUUAAUGUGUGUCUGCAAUAAAAGAGAAUAUAUGUAGUUCAGGUUGAACUGUUCGGUUCUUGAUGCUCUCUGAAGGAAUUUGGACUCCUCUGUAUUCUUUUCUGAAAAGUCAGGUCCAGGAACUCGAUCAGUCCUUGGGAAAUAGUGAGAAGGAAUCUUUCUUGUAUGGCCAAAGAAAGCGGUAGGGAGAAAAAACUGGUUCUGUGUUGCCACCUUGUGGGAGAAAAAUACAAACCUUCUACAAUCUCAAGAUAGGAUCCCAAAUAUCUGAUCCGAUACUCCCAAAAGUCUCAACCAGAAUACCAUUGGUGAGGGAUCUUGGGAGUGAUUGUUCAGGAGGCUUCCCAGCCCUGCACUGUAGGAAAAGAAAUCUUGUCCAGCUAGGCACAUCUCUGCUUGCCCAAGGUGUCUAAAAUUAAACCAGGAUGUGACACAAAGGUUUAGCAUCUUUUGUUAGUAUCAGCUACUACUCAAGACUCUUUGGAGAACUGAAUGGAGAGAUGGAGAGUUCACAAAGAGUUGCUCUUUGUAAUUGCAUGUCAGAAGACAGUGUGAGGGCAGGAGGAUUCCACCUAGGUUCCUGGUGCUUCAUUCAACAUGGCAGUGCCAUUUUUAAUAGGCAGCUGGAAAGGGUCUGAUAGAAACAGUGCAAACAUAAAAAAAUAUCCAUGAGUAUUGAGUGGGUAAAAAUAGCUGACAGUAAAAACUAAAAGAUUAUAUUACAAUACAGUUAUACACAAAAGGGUGUUGAAUGGAUGGAUCAGAUUUUUCUUUGAUUGGCAUAUUUUUGUAUGUAAUUAUAUUUAUCCCAGUUCUGUAUGCCCAUUGGGAUAAAAAAAUAGAUCUAAAACAAUUAAAUUGCUUAAAGACAUUCCUAUGAGUUCAAGGUCUGCACCAGGCUUGGCUUUUCAAAAGUAAGUGAUCUAAGGUUUAUUUUGAUGGAGUAUCAAAGGAGUUUUAAGGAAUGAAAUGGAUUAUUUAAAUAUUUGCAGGUCUUAGGGCUCCAAUUUUACCCUUAAAAAAACCCCAAAAUGAAAAAGUUCACCUGCUUUGGGCAUUCUGAGCAUGAUAAAAGGAACCACUGGUGAUGUUGCUCCAAGAAAUCCAUUCUUUGCACCCUUAGUUUAUAAUCCAAAAUUCUUGUAGAUGAAAGUUAGAUAGAACUGUUUUUAAGGAAAGUGGAUUUCUGAGAUCAUCCACACCACAAUAGUUCCCCAUGCGAAAAAUUUUAAUGUAAGACUUUUCUAUGAGCAUAUUCUGUUCCAAGUCUAGGUGAAGCACUUUUAAAUAUAAAAAUAUUAAUAGGUAUUCUGUCAUGAGUGUAAACCUGACAGAUACUUCAGAGGUUCCUGUUCUCCAGGUCAGGGAGGUUCUAUGAUUAUUUCACGAAAUAUUUUUGGAUGCAGUUGGGAAUAACAUAAUACAAUGAACGAUAAUGUUUGUAUUCUUUUGCAAAAUUUAUGUUUAAUUUGGUAUUGCUAUUCUUAGCUAACAUUAGAGGAUUUGCUUUUUAAAAAUUUACUGGCAGUUACAGAUACAUUAGGAUGGAACCAAGGAAAUAUCCAUAUAACAUUCUAUUAAUGUAGCAGGCCAAUUGCAAGGAGAUUUAAUUUAAAAAAUUGCAAUAUAUACCUUUGCCAGGCCAGUCACAAACAAAAAGGUAUCUAAUUAGGAGUUUCUUCAGCACCUUUAUUUAAUUGGAUGGAGACACUUAUUGAAAGAAUUUUGUAGCCCAGGAAGGACUUCUCAUAGAGCUACAACAGGCAGGGGCCAUAACUGGACCAGAAGCUUGCAAGAAUGAAAACUAAUCUUCACAUUCAGAGAAAUGGAACUGGGUUCCUGAUCUGUGUCUUUGUAUUUUAGGUAGGAUGGAGUGGAGAGUUGACGGGUCAAAGCACAGAUUAGACAGACCUCCCUCUUCCUGCAGGAGUUUGCCUAUCCAACAAGCACGAUUCAGGGAGCAGGGUUUGUGGAGUACCUUAACUAUACUAUCACUGUUUGCUGGGACAGUCAUGGCAAGUCCACAGACAUUGAGAGCAGCUUCGGGAAGCCUGGGCUCUGCCAGCUCUGCCUCUAUGGAAAAAAACAACAUGGAAACACCAUCUCUGGCUGCAUUGAACCACCAGAAUGGGAAAAACAUCACCAUGCGAGACCUGAGCGCAUCAGAAUUUCUCAGGGCUGAACGUUCCCCAUCACGCUCAGGCAAUGCCAGGAAAAACUUCAGAAGGUCUGCAAACGGUCCUUGUCGCAAACAUAGCCGCUCAGUCCUCGUGCGGAAUCUGGGGCUUGGCUAUGAAACUGAUGAGGUUGUUUCGCUCAAUUAUUGCAGUGGGUCAUGUACCCAAACUAACUAUGAUGUAGUCCUGAGUUACAUCAUGCAGAAUGGUAUUUUGGGGCCUCGGAAUAGGAAUUUUCUUUCUCAACCUUGCUGCCGACCUAUCCUGUAUGAGAACUUCUCUUUCCUGGAUACGUACAACGUCUGGCAAACUGUGCAUGAAGGUUCAGCAGCUCAAUGUGGUUGUGUGGGCUAAAUAUGCUAUCUGUUCGGAGCUCCCGGGGUUUCUGAAUUGACAUAUCCUUGUUCAUGCUACAGAAAGAUCAUAAAAGAUAGAUAUAAGAAAUCAUAGACAUCCAAUUUGGUCUAGUGGUUAAGGCACCAGGCUAGAAAGUGGGAAAUGGUGAGUUCACAUCCCACCUUAACCAUGAAAGCCAGCUGGGUGACUUUGGGCCAGUCACUCUCUCUUAGCCCAACUCACCUUACAGGGUUGUUGUUGUGGGGAAAAUAGGAGGAAAGUGUGCUGGACAUAUUCAUUGCCUAUUUGUAAAAAUGGUAAAGGCGGGAUACAAAUAAAUAAAAUAAAAAUAAGCCUGCCCUGCCGGUAAGUGGCAGCAGGAGGAGAAAUAAACUUCACACUAGCGCUUUUCCGUCCAGAUGCAAGGAAUAAAUGGACAAUUAACAGGAGUGAAUUAUAGUAUUGUUGGCCUAAAUCUUGGCCUUUUUUGGAGAGUAUUCACCUCUCAUCAGUGAUGUUAGUUAUAGUCAGGUGAAAAAGAAAGCACACCCUCUGAGUUCUAUGAUGUAUCAGGACAUAGUAAAAAUCAUCUGGUCUUUAGCAGUUCUUAAAAAUAGGUAAGUACAACUUCAGAUGAACAACACAUGACAUAUUACACCAUGUCAUAUUUUUUUUUACAAAAAGCCAAAAUGGAGAAGCCAUGUGUGAAAAACUAAGUACACCUUAUGAUUCAACAUCUUAGCAGCAAUAACUUGAUCAUUAAUCAUUUUCUGUAUGACUUUAUCAGCCUCUCAUAUUGUUAUGGAAGAUGUUUGGCCUGCUCUUCUUUACAACAUUGGUUCAGUUCAUUGAGGUUUGUGAGCAUUAGUUUACGCACAGCUCUCUUGAGGUCCUGACACAGCAUUCAAUUGGGUUGAUGUCUGGACUUUGAUUGGGUCAUUGCAACACCUUGAUUCUUUUCUUUUUAGUCGUUCUAUUGUAGAUUUGCUGGUGUGUUUGGGAUCGUUGUCCAGUUACGUGGCCCAAUGUUGGCCAAGUUUUAACUGUUGGAUAGAUGGCCUCACAUUUGACUCUAGAAUACUUUGGUAUACAGAUGAGUUCAUAGUUGAUUCAAUAAUUGCAAGGUGCCCAGGUCCUGUGGCUGCAAAACCCCAUGCUUGAUGGUUAGUAUCAGAGGUUUGUGCUGAUAUACUCUUUGGUUUUCACCAAAUGUGGCACUGUGCAUUAUGGCCAAACAUCUCCAUAUUGAUCUCAUCUAUCCAAAGGAUAGAUGUGUUCCAGAAGUUUUGUGAUUUGUUCAGAUGCAACUUUGCAAACCUAAGCCAUGCUGCCAUGUUCUUUUUAGAGACAAGAGUCUUUAUCCUGGCAACCCUUCCAGACAAACCAUACUUGUUCAGUCUUUUUCUAAUUGUACUGUCAUGAAAUUUAACUUUUAACAUGCUAACUGAGGCCUGUAAAGCUUGAGAUGUAACUUAGAUUUUUUUUUUUUGCAAUUUCUCUGGGCAUUGCACAGACUGACCUUGGGGUGAAUUUGCUGGGACAUCCACUUCUGAGAAGAUUGGCAAUUGCCUUGAAUAUUUUCCACUUGUGAAUAAUCUUCCUCACUAUAGAAUGGUGGACUUUAAAUUGUUUAAGAAUGGCCUUAUAACUCUUCCCAGGUUGAUGGAGAGCAACAGAUGCUUCUCUAAGAUCAUUGCUGAUGUCUUUCUGUUUUGGCAUUCUGUUAACACAAACCUCAAUACUAGAGACCAGCAAACUCCUAAAACUUUGGCUUUUAUAGAAGUAGUCACACUUGCUGAUGGUCAGUUGAUCAAGGGCACUUGAUUAGUAGCAUCUGGCUGCUAUUUAGCCUCUUCAUACCUCUUGAAGCAGUAAGCAUGUACUCAGGGGUGGGCUUCAAAAAUUUUAGUAAGGGGUUCUUUGGCCAGUUGCUGGGUGGGCGUGGUCAUGGCCUAGUUGGCCACCUGCACCACAGCCUGGGGAGGGUGUUUUUGCCCUCCCUGGGCUCCAAAGUCUUUCUUCAAGCCUCCGGGAGGGCAAAAACAGCCUCCCCAGGCUCUGGAGGCUUCUGGAGGCCAGAAACACCUUCCUGAACGUCCAGUAGGCCCGUUUUUUGCCCUCACCAAGCCUCUGCACACGCCCUGCACUUACCUGCAUCCAAAACAGGCCACAUGGGGACUCCUGGGCAGGGUAGGGUGGGCAGAGCCAGCCAGGAGUGGGAUUUGGGGAUUCUCCAAACUGCACAGAAUCUUAGCUAAAGGUUCACCCGAACCCCCAGCAGCCCACCCCUGAGUGUACUUAGUUUUUCACACAUGGCUUCUCCAUUUUGUAAAAUAAAUGAUGGCAUGGUAUAAUAUGUCAUGUAGUGUUGUUAAUCUAAGAUUGCAUUUACCUACUUUCUAAGGGCCAGAUGAUUUUUACUAUGUCCUGAUAUGUAAUAACCAUAUAGGGUGUACUUUCUUUUUUGCAUGACUCCAGAAUGGACAUUUCUCCUUUAAAGAUUGGUCUAUCAACAGCAUUGUGAAUCUUCUUACCUAUCAAGCCUUUUGUCCCACUGAAGAAAAAGCAUUGGAAAUUCUCACACCUUAUUCAAGAGAUAGGGGGUGUGGCAUUUAGCUUGAGAUAUUUGUAAUACGAAUUGAUCUUCUUCCAGGUAGUUGAAAGAAGGCUGUUUACUAGGUCAUGUCAUCUUCUGCAAUUCUCUCCCAUUUUAUUUGAGCCCACCAUCUGCCUUUUCUUUAGAAACAUGUUCUGACUGCAUCUAGGUAGGAACAAUUGUGGAUAAGCAUGAAGGACAAUUUUGCAAGCCUAUUUGGUGCCCUGAACAUUCAGUGGUCGCUCCAACCUUGUGACCUGUGCUAGAAUAAUCAGUGCAUUAUCUGAGGAUUGAAUAACAUUCUGGUUUGUUUGGGAGAAGUUUGAUGAUUACAACCAUCAGCCUCAUCUGAGAAUUUUUCAGGUGAGAGCCUAUCCUUAGCAGAAAUGGUAUGGAUGUACGAAAGGACAAAUUUGAUGUGUUUCUCAGAGCUACCAGAUCUGGGUUAAGGAAGGUUGAUGCUAUCUAGUAGUUAUCAGGAUUUUUGCAAGCCAGAUGUGGAAGCACAGUCAAGGCCUCUGCAGGUAGAAAAGGGGCUUGGUAUAAAGCAAGUGAUGGCAGUGGCAUACUGGUGUGCAACAUGCACAGCCACACUAGCAAUGGUUUGGAAUUUGACUACUGCACUUACCAGGCUGGCAAUGGAAGCAGCAGUUCCGGUUCAACCAUUAUUUAGUACCAGCAGAGUGGGAACCCACCUGCUUUAGAAGUGACAUUUUCUAAACCUAUUUAAAAAGUUUAAAUUUUCUAAUCCAACUUAUUUAUUCUAUAAGUUAUUUAUUUAUUUGUACCCCACUCAUUCCCUAGUGGCAACCUAUUUAUGAAGCUGACAGCGGGUCUGGUAUACAUUAGAAACUGAUGCUAUGCCCUAGGAUCAGCAAUUCCUAUUCCCCCCACCCCACCCCCUUUCCCCACUUGGCCUUAACAAGGGCAUUUCCUAUUCCUCCUUUCUUGAUUUUGUAUUCUUUGUCCUCUAUUUGCAUUGGGAUAAACUCUAUUUUUGUACAACAACAACUUCCUGUAGCAAUAAAGCCUGCAAAAGCAA
This is a messenger RNA of Pantherophis guttatus, 6775 nucleotides long. The record is from RefSeq and is a predicted model, not a curated record. NCBI's taxonomy places the organism in Eukaryota, Metazoa, Chordata, Lepidosauria, Squamata, Colubridae.